AUGGCUAGCAAAUACGAAUCAUAAUCACAAUUCAAUCUUUAAUCCUCAGCUGGUUUCUAGGCUUCUCAGAUGCCCAUCAAAAGCAAAAUCUUAACCAUAGAUGGCCAUGUGAAAGACUUCAAUAAGAACCUUAAUGAGAACAAAAAGGAGGCAUAGUUGCUGAGAAGUGAAUGCGCAACCUUUGAACAUCACGCUACAGAAAACACUAAUGAUAUUUUGAAGGAAAUCCUUGAAGAUAUUGCCAAUCUUGAGAAAGAUUUUAGGAAGUUACAAUAGCUCGACAUAAACGAAAUGAAUUUCCUCAAGUAGCAAUAAAACUAACUUUAGCAAGAGAAAAUGAAACUGUAGUAGGCAUGUGUGCUUCUUGAAAAUAGAAUCGCUAACGUUGAAGGAGAUGUUGGCUAUGAAUAGUGA
Messenger RNA from Stylonychia lemnae, 414 nucleotides. The record is from the annotation of a GenBank genome assembly. Lineage: Eukaryota; Ciliophora; Spirotrichea; Sporadotrichida; Oxytrichidae.